CGAACCGAAGCUCCCUUUAAAAACAAUCCCUCUGCCAGUAACGCCAUCUUGAAAUAUCCCGACCUGCUCCCAGCUCCCACUCCCAGAGUCAGAGUCGAGCUGCUUUGCGCCAGGCAUGGCGGGGAGCGAGUCACAACAACUCGACACAAAUACAGGCGACCGCUCGGCUGUUUUCGCGACGCGAACUUCGCGGGCAUCCAGCUCCUCGUGCUCCAGGACAUUCCAACCCCAAAGCACGAUCCGUAGGACCGUCGACGCCGUGACCACGUGAAAGCCGUCCACCUGGCUAGAGCCAUCGGACCGUCGACGCCGUGACCACGUGAAAGCCGCCCUCCUCCGCCGCGCGCUCAGCUGUUUCCCUGCUCUGUGGCUCGUAGUGGUGGGUAUACACACGCCACUCCGACCGUAAACAACCGCGCGAGUGGGGCGAGCUCUAUCCCCCUGGAAGAAUACAGAGUCCUCGCGGAACAGAACAUGCGUUGGGCGGAUUUAUUUUUACAUUUAGGUGCUUUUUGCUGACGCUUUUAACAAAAGCGACUUACAACCAUUCAUUCAGACUUAACACACAGACGGCGGAGUCAACCACGCAGGGCGACAGCCAGCUCUUCGAGAGCAGUCAGGGUGAGGUGCCUUGCUCAGGGACUCCUCGGGACUCAGCUAGGACGAGCUGGGGAUCGAACCAGCAACCUUCCGGUUACAAGUCUACCCGCUCUACCCUCUGGGCUGAAGUCUUCUUGCUUUAUAUCCACGUCGAUCUUCCGGUCCGAAAUCUUGAGCUGACCCAUAAGUUAUUGACUUGAUUGAUUGACAGGCGGGUUGGAUGCUCUCUGGUCCACAUAACGGAGCCUCUGGCCGUACACAGGUGUAUAACAACGGCGUUACGGGACAGUGUGGGUCGGUACAGACCCUGGCAGAGGCCGGCGGUGGGUUUGACAUUGCAUUGUAAUUAUGCAUUGUACUAGAGUGUACAGGCUUGUUUGUUAUCCGGUUAAAGACUCCCACUGGAAUAAUUGAAUAUGGACUACGGGACUACUGACGGGAUACUUUGAGAAAAAGGCCACCCUCCAUCACUGAUUGGGCAAGAAAAUGCCAAGACAAUCACAAUGCUUAUUGUGCCAGACGGGUUUAUGAUCCAAUAGGUCUUGUGCCACACCGCUCCUGUUUCUUUAUUAGAUGGUACACCUCGAAUAGAAGAUGGGAGAAGCAGCCAAGCUGGCGUUUGCCGUUUUCCUCAUCUCGUGCUCUUCAGGCGCCAUCCUGGGCCGCUCGGAGACUCAGCAGUGCGCCUACUACAACACCGGCUGGGAGAAGGAGCGCACCAACCGCAGCGGCGUGGAGCCCUGCUACGGCGACCAGGACAAGCGGCUGCACUGCUUCGCCACCUGGAAGAACACGUCGGGCGUGGUGACGGUGGUGAAGAAGGGCUGCUGGCUGGACGACGUCAACUGCUACGACAGCAGCCAGUGUGUGGAGAGGAAGGAGACCCCCGACGUCUUCUUCUGCUGCUGCGAGGGCAACAUGUGCAACGAGCGGUUCCUGUACACCCCCGACAACCUGCAGCCCCAGAGCGAGUCCCACCGCCAGUUCACCGCCUACACGACCUCCAACACCUUCUCCCAGAAGCCCCAUCUCUUUAGCACCCUGCUGUACACGCUGGUGCCCAUCCCGGGGCUGACAGCUGUGGUCCUCUUCUGCUUCUGGAUGUGGCGGCAGCACAAGCUGGCAUACCCCGCCGCCCUCGUCCCCACACACCACGCCUUUCACAUAAUGGUCGAGGACCCCGGGCCCUCUCCACCGUCCCCCAUCAUGGCCCAGAGGCCCCUGCAGCUGGUGGAGGUGAAGGCCAGGGGCCGUUUCGGCUGCGUUUGGAAAGCGCGGCUCCUCAGCGAAUACGUGGCCGUCAAGAUCUUUCCAAUUCAGGACAAGCUGUCAUGGCAGAACGAGUAUGACAUCUACAGCGUGAGUGGCAUGAAGCACGACAACAUCCUGCACUUCAUGGGCAUGGAGAAGAGGAACAACAACCUGGCGAUGGAGCUUUGGCUCAUCACCGACUACCACGAGAGGGGCUCACUGACAGACUACCUGAAGGCCCACCUGCUGUCGUGGGGCGAGCUGUGUCUGGUGGCCCAGACACUGGCACGUGGCCUGGCCUACCUCCACGAGGACAUCCCCGGGCAUCGCGAAGGCCACAAGCCCUCCAUCGCACACAGGGACAUGAAGAGCAAGAAUGUGCUGCUGAAGAAGGACCUGACCGCCUGCAUCGCAGACUUCGGCCUCGCACUCAAGUUCGAGGCCGGGAAGUCGGCGGGGGACACGCACGGACAGGUGGGUACCAGGAGGUACAUGGCCCCCGAGGUGCUGGAGGGGGCCAUCAACUUCCAGCGGGACUCGUUCCUGCGCAUUGACAUGUAUGCCCUGGGCCUGGUCCUCUGGGAGCUGGCCUCACGCUGCACCGCCGCCGACGGUCCGGUGGACCAGUACAUGCUGCCCUUUGAGGAGGAGGUGGGCCAGCAGCCGUCACUGGAGGACAUCCAGGAGGUGGUGGUGCACAAGAAGCUCCGCCCCCUUCUGCUGGACUGCUGGCACAAGCACCCGGGCCUGGCCUUGCUGUGUGAGACUAUCGAGGACUGCUGGGACCACGAGUCGGAGGCGCGUCUCUCGGCAGGCUGCGUGGAGGAGCGCGUGGGCCAGAUGCGGCGCGUGGCCGCGUCCGGUGGCCUGGAGGACAUCCUGCCUGUGGUCGCCAUGGUGACCAACCUGGACACCGUUCCCAAAGAGUCCAGCAUUUGACUCAGACACGACCCAGAGGUGCUGCUUGUGAGGCCGACCCUGCUGGGUGUGCGGCGGUGCACAGCCCCCUCUUUUGCUUUUAGUCCCGGUCACUAACGCCUUGUUUCAGGUAACACCUCCGGGGCUCCGUCCCCAGCACCCGGCCUUAAGGCUCCACCCCCGACUCCUCCCUCACACCCCGAUAGCCGGUCUUCCGAUCCGUCCCGUUUGGAUCGGAGCGCCCCGAGGAGCUGGACCAUUGAGGUGCUAGACCAUUGAGGAGCGUUCCCUCGAUGGCGUACGUCUGGAUUAUCAGCGUUUCUUUUUUCCUGGACGACCGUCACUAUUCUCUUAUGUUUGACCGAACGAGUGUUCAUUUUUAUACACACACACACACACACAAACACACACACACACACACACACACACACACACACACACACACACACACACACACACACACACAGGGAGUUCUUUAACCAAGUCUUCCGGGAGUCCUGCGAUAGAUUCCUAGUGACGACCCCUGCAUACUUUGGCGGUAGGGAUGAAUGAAAAACAAUAAUGUUUGACAAUAAGUGAACAAAACAACAAAAAAACAAUCAUGCGCGACCUCCGUGAGAGGUGGGGUGGAUGUACUCUGGAGAAACCGAAGACACCACCGCUACUGAUCUGCCAACAGACGAUGGCUCUUGAAUGUUUUCUAGUGUUUAAUGCUGCUGUACAUAAUGUAUUAUGGACCCAGUUGUCAUGGUAAUCAAGCUUAUCUCAAGGGGGGGUGAGCGAGGUGGGGGGUUGUUAUGUGUGUCUGUCUGUGUUUCGGGAGCGGGUGGGUAAAACGGGGGGGUAGUGGUCCAUUGUUUUCAAGCAUAAAGACCAUUCAAACCAUAAACCUCCUUCAACCAAGGUAUACCUCAGUUCAAACGGACACAUUCAAGGAAAAGGUAAACAGACAAACGCUCCCGUGGCAACCAGUUUUAAACUGCUCGACAGUGCUCGAAGGCACAUGGGUACGAAGGCUUUAUCGGUUCCUUUUAUUCCUUUCAGUAUGAACCAAAUACAACACCAGCUGAAUGGUCAAAAAAGAAUUGCCUUUCUCUCGUGGAACGGAGACGCCCGCUUGUUGAAGGUCAAAGUCUGCGUUGUAUUUCGGGAAAGCCUGCGUGUUCCGAGGCCUGACGACGCCUUAGUUCGGAACCCGGUACCGCCCCCUCGCCGUUUCUGGUUUCUCAUUGGUCAAUCCUGGACUGGCAUACCCUCUGGCCCUGCCCUCUCCCUGUUAGCCGCGCCCUUCCAUGGAGAAAAGACUGGAAGGAUCCGUCACAUAGAACUAACGGUUUUAUUUUUAACCAACGUUUUGCUGGACUUCCCUUUUUCUUCCAUUGUUUGUUCUGGUAAAAAAACAACACACAUUACUUUCUUCUCUCCUUUCGGGAUUUCAAGACUUACACAGCGACUUUUUUUUCCUUUAGAUGCUGCUGAAUCAAGAACAAAGGACAACUCGACACACUUUGCUCUUUGGUUUGUGUCAUCUGAGUGGACUUCCUGCCUUUCCCCCCCCCCCCCCCCCCUUGCCAGGUAUUAUUAGACAAUUCAACUAACAAGUUGUGAGACGGUGAUAUAUUUCCAAAGUACCACUUUAGCAGUGACACGCGGUGGUGUGAUUUAAGAUGGAUAUUAAUAUAUUCUAUGUGUUCUGAUUUGAGGCUGUAAAGAGGUGCCAAUUUGCCGAAAAAACUAAUAAAUGCACUUUUCUACUCAAAAUCGUAAACAGAAAUGAUAUUGAGUUCCACUUACAGAGUCGCCAUUCAUUUAAGCUGUGGUUAUGCGUUUUCUUUCAGUGUCAUUGUAAGGUCAUAUUCAGUGUUGUGUUCAGUGUUGUGUUGUGUCAAAUCUCAGAUUGACUGUCCACCGCAGCAUCUUGUCUACGCUCUUUGCCUUUUGACAAGUGGGAACAAACUUCCAACCCCCUCUCGACCCUGAUCUCUGAGACUCAGUAUUUAAUUUGCAGUUGUUAGUUUGAGUAGGAGGUAUUAAGAAGCUUUUUUUAAUGGUUAUUUUUUUUACAGAGAACUGCUCAUUUGAGGAUUAACACGGUCCAUUACACUUGUAAUGAGGAAUCCCUGCUUUUAUUGAACUUAAUCAGUCGCCCAUCAAAGACAAAUUAAACCAUGCUAAUAAAAAAUUGAACGCCA
This is a messenger RNA of Gadus morhua (Atlantic cod), 4961 nucleotides long. Its product is annotated as activin receptor type-2A. The record is from RefSeq and is a predicted model, not a curated record. Gene Ontology annotation, molecular function: ATP binding; activin receptor activity; activin binding. Lineage: Eukaryota; Metazoa; Chordata; Actinopteri; Gadiformes; Gadidae. Gene Ontology annotation, biological process: protein phosphorylation; cellular response to growth factor stimulus; activin receptor signaling pathway. Bases 1195 to 2790 code for a protein of 531 amino acids. Gene Ontology annotation, cellular component: activin receptor complex; plasma membrane. The transcript is spliced from 12 exons.